Molecule: messenger RNA, 2081 nt
Organism: Heteronotia binoei (common prickly gecko)
Lineage: Eukaryota; Metazoa; Chordata; Lepidosauria; Squamata; Gekkonidae
Gene: POF1B
Product: POF1B actin binding protein
Exons: 15
Coding region: 36-1985 (649 amino acids)
Biological process (GO): epithelial cell morphogenesis; bicellular tight junction assembly; actin filament organization
Cellular component (GO): bicellular tight junction; actin filament; adherens junction
Molecular function (GO): actin filament binding
Source: RefSeq, a predicted model, not a curated record
CAGCCUCCGCCGACGCUCCGCCAGCCCGAGCCAGCAUGUACGGCGUCCAGCAACAUGUCCAGCCGACGCCUCUGCCGCCGCCUCUGCCCUCCCAGCAGCCGCAGAUGCCCAGCUACCCGCCGCCCCCGCCGGCCUGCAGGCCCUGCUUCGAGCCCCCGCAGUGCUACCCCUACCCGGAGCCCCCCCGCCCGCCGCCCCAGAGCUACACGUGCCCGCCGCCUCCUCGCCAGCUGCCCCAGAGCUACGCGCCCCCGCCGCCCUGCGAGCCCUGCCCGAUGCCGCUGCCGCGGCCUUUGCCCCAGCAGACCUGCCCGGCGCCGGCCACGCUGCCCCGCGCCCGCCAGAACCGCCCCGCGCCGCUGCCCUUGCAGUGCCCGCCGCCCGGUCGCCCUUUCCCCGAGCAGAACCAGGACGGCGGCACCGUGGUCUACGAGCGUGUCCGCACCUACAGCAGCCCCGGCGGGAAACGCGUGCAGCUCCUCGACCCGCCCAACUGCUGCUCGCCGCGGGCGCCCUCCCCCGCCGACAGCACCCCCGGCUACCAGCAUGUCAUCUGGAGCAGCGACCCGCCGGUGCAGGAAAUCCAUUCUCCAUCUUUGAAAUUGUCCCCUUAUUCCCAGGGCACUGUCCGUAGGAUUAUAUUAGAGAAUCCUGACCAGGAGCCAUUGUCUCCACUUCUGAGAGGAGGAAAUAAUGUGAUCAUUGAAAAAACAGUACGAAAGUAUGAACUGCUAAAUCCAGAGCAGGAGAAGCAGUACCAGUAUGCCCAGCAACACACGCAGUCCGACCAAUAUCAAGUUGGCCAGCCAGUGGAACAUGUUACGGUGGUCCAGCAGUGCCAGCAGACUCAGACGGGCAGCCCCUGUGAGGUGAUUCCAAUACGCGUCAAUGAUGGUGGAAGCAACACUGUGAGGAAAGUCACCAUUCAGACCUGCGACCCGGUGAUGGGCAUCCCGGAAACCAAUGACCAGCUGGACUCCCGCUACUUUGGCGAACUCCUUGCAGAGUUGAACCGCAAAAGCAACGAUCUCUACAGCUGUUUGCUCCAGCAUGUUGAGAGGCUAGGAGGAAGGAGAUAUGAAAUUGAAUCUUCUCAACCAGAAGAUAUUGAAAGUUUGAUUCCUAAAGGGCUUUCCGAAUCAACCAAGCAGCAAAUCCGUUACCUCUUACAGAUGAGAGUGACAGCAGAUAAGUCUAUGAGGUUGGUCCUUGCCACAUUCAGCAACCUUCGAGAGGAACUCCUCCAUCUUCAGGAUGACUUAGGGAAAUUAGAAACUGACAAGACGUUACUGGAGAAAGACCUGGCCUUCAAAGAGAGUCAAGUGAGGGAGUAUGAAACACUCCUGGCGUCGGUGCGAGAGAAUAAUCGCCUACAGCAGAAAGCCCUCCGGGAGUCAACCUUAAAGUGCCGCUCACUGGAAGAGCAGCUCAUCUCUCUCCGGCACAAUGAUGGAGACAAGGAAUUUCGGUUGAAAGAUCUGGAAUACAGCAAACGAGCUCUGGAGCAAGAAGUCCAGAACCUCAGGCUCCAGGUUUCGUCGAACCCCCUGAUUCAGACCACAACUGACGAACUGUCAAGCCGCUACGUGGAGAUGAUCAACCAACUCCGGGAGGAUAAAGACCGGCAGAUUCGCAACUUGAGAUCUCAGUUAUGCGAGUUCCAGAAGGAUAUUUCAAAGAAAGAGGGGACAGAUGCUGACCUCCAGAUGCGACUCCAUGAGUUGAACAUGAGGCUGGAAGAGAAGGAGGCAUGGAUUAAGCAGCAGGAAGAGGAAAUCUUCAGGUUGAAGCAAGAGAAACUAGCAGGCAACUCAACCCAAGGAAUAACGAAGACCAUCAUCACUAAAAAGUACAGGAACCAGUAUCCCAUUCUUGGGCUCUUGUCUGAUGACUACAAAGUUACAUCACCUGUCAAAGAAUCACAGACUAUUGUAAUUGAAAAAACUGGAGAAAUGUGGAAGCAGGAAUCCUUUACUUCCGAUUAAAGAACUGCUUGCUUCUUUCAGGAAUGAACAAGCCCCCCGGGGACAAGUUCCCAGCUGCUCAGAGGAGUACACAGUUAAAGGAAUGUUGUUGUUUUA